AUGCCGAUUGAGGCCCUUCCUGAGAGCACAAGCCGGGCUAUUGGCUCCACAUCGGCCAUCUCCGAUCCCUACUCGGUGGUCAAGGAACUCGUGGACAACGCCCUCGAUGCAUCAGCCACGUCUUUGCAGAUUGAAAUAUCCCAGAAUACUGUAGAUGUCAUACAGCUCAAAGACAACGGUCACGGUAUCUCCCCAGAGGACCAGCAGCAUGUUUGCAAACGUGCCUUUACCAGCAAAAUUCAAACUUUAGACGAUCUCAAAAAUGUUGGUGGAUCAACUCUGGGAUUUCGUGGUGAAGCUCUGGCUAGUGUGGCUGAAAUGUCGCGGAUUCUUGCUGUUACCACCCGGGUAGAGUCCGAGAUCGCUGGGGUAUGUUUGAAGUACGGAAGAAAUGGAGAGCUUACUGGAACACAACGGACGUCCCACCCGGUGGGAACAACUGUCCGCAUUACGGACUUUCUCAAACACAUUCCUGUUCGGAGGCAGACUGCCUUGAAGGGUGCUACGAGAACUCUCACGAGAAUUAAAAAGCUUCUUCAGGCCUAUGCUAUAGCUCAACCAUCCAAGAGGCUCUCGCUCAAAGUACUGAAGGCAAAAAAUGAAAACAGCAAUUGGACCUAUGCACCAAGCUCAAAUCCAUCGCUAUCGGAUGCAGCUCUCAAGGUAGCUGGCGCAGAGACAUCUUCUUCAUGUAUCUUGAAGCAAUCCUUGCCACAGAAAAUAGAUAACGCUGGAAAUUUACAAGACUCAUCUGACCAGAAAGAGUAUCAAGCAAUCGCGUUCCUUCCGAGAACAGAAUUCGAUGUCUCCAAGAUCAUCAAUGCCGGUCAAUAUAUCAGUGUGGAUGGCCGCCCUCUCUCAAGCAACCGAGGGAUUGGACACGAUAUCAUCAAAGUUUUCAAAACAUAUAUCCGUGGCGCCGCAUCUAAAGGUGAAUCAUCUAGAUCAGUCAAUGAUCCUUUUCUAUGCUUACAAAUUCGGUGUCCCCAAGGGACGUACGAUGUCAAUAUCGAACCAGCCAAAGAUGACCUCCUAUUUGAAGAUCGGGGGCUAGUCUUGGCCUUGGUGGAGAAUUUGCUUCGCGACCACUACGGAGCACAAGAGAAAACGGAGAGGAGUGGUCCCAAAGGAGUUCAAGAGAAUACCUUCAAAUCGAAGAAAGCUGUACCUGGGUUUGAACUUUUGAUGGCUGAUAAAUCAACUGUGAGACUUGCCACAGACCCUCAGGAUUCUGAAAAUCCUUUCAAGGACGCUACACCCUACACACCACUUUCACACAGACCGCUUCAGGGUAAAUCUUUGUUUUUACCUGUGGAUCAUUCCGGAAAUGAUCUCGAAAGUCCCGAUGAAUCAUCUACCGCCAGAACCAAGCGUUCCAGCUUCGCCAAUCCGUGGUCGAUCUCCAAAACCAAUGCCUCGUUUCAAACUCCGCAGCGCAAAAGAAAUUCGGUUAAUGCAACAAGCCCGACAGCUCUAUCUAGUGGCAGUCUACAGGGCCUGAUUCGAAGGGAGAGUGAAUCAAGAAGCCUCCAGCAUUCCCCCAAUAUCUCAGAUUUGACAAGUCCUCCUACUUCCCGACUUGCGUCUGGUUCACCAGUCAGGAACCGGCGACAGCAGCCGAGAACAUCAGCCGAGUCCUCCCCUGAGAGUAAUCGAAUCUCGAGUGCCCGACGUGCCGAGAGAGAACGUGAUCGCGAUCGAUAUGGUAACGGAGCUCUUGACACUUGGUUUCAGAGAACCACACAAGUCUCGCUGCAGCAAAUCCCCGUUGAGGGGGCAGCCACUCAAGAUUUGAAUGAGUCGUCUCUAUCUGUUCUUGCUCAGAAACGUUUUGGGUCGUCUGCAAAGAGUUCAUCGGCCAAUGCGCAUAUCGACAGACAAAAUGAUGGCUGUUCAGACAGAGUAUCACAGGAUGAUGUCCCUCUACAAUCCUCCGAUAAUCUCCCGAUAUCCGACGAGCAAGAAGGUUAUAUUCCACGAUCAAUGGAUAGUGGUCGAGGAUUCCCAGUUCUUGAAAGAUGGGCAGCUCAACUUCAUGAAGACGGUGAUCAUGAAGAACCGUCUGAUCUGGAGAGAGCAUUAGACUUUGAAAGACGGAAGAAAGAGGCCAUACAAAACCAUCGCAUACGAUUCAAGAACCACGAAAAACCAUCUGGACCACAGCCUAGUUCAGUCUCGCAUUCACCUCAUCGAAGUCGCUAUCUUGCCGCAAAGGCUGCAUUGACUUCGUCGCAAACUUCGAUUAGAGAGCCAACUUCCACCACAGCUCUCUCCUCCCAUGAUCCACGUGCCUAUCUCAUUGGCCAGACAAGGGAUCAUUCUGUCGGCGAAUCUUCAGCGAUUGGCGAAAAGGCUCGGAAACCUCCCACUCACCGGCUCCCGUUCGAACGUAUACCCGAUGGCUCUAAGUUGCAUGACCUUGCUAUAACCUGCUCGGUUGACUUAGCGUCCAAUUCCGACCUUUUCAAGCUGGAUAUUCCAGGUGAUCUACCUGUCACAAGCGAUAAUCAAGUUACGGCCUUCUCCACAUCUAAUGUCAAAACAUGUUUGCCGUUCUGGAAUGAACGGUUGAUGCUUAUCAUGGAACAGCAUUAUAAAAGCCAUGAAAUAUCGAAGCCAAUGAGCAUUAGUAUCGAUCUUGAGGCCAAUAUCUCUCGGCAUUUGAAGGAUCUCGAUGCAAAUGAAAACUAG
Messenger RNA from Penicillium paradoxum, 2691 nucleotides. RefSeq names its product putative DNA mismatch repair protein. NCBI's taxonomy places the organism in Eukaryota, Fungi, Ascomycota, Eurotiomycetes, Eurotiales, Aspergillaceae. The transcript is spliced from 3 exons. Bases 1 to 2691 code for a protein of 896 amino acids. Gene Ontology annotation, biological process: mismatch repair. Gene Ontology annotation, cellular component: MutLalpha complex. The record is from RefSeq and is a predicted model, not a curated record. Gene Ontology annotation, molecular function: ATP hydrolysis activity; ATP binding; mismatched DNA binding.